GCCGGCCACGCAGUUCAAGGCCAUGAGGUUCCGCGUCAACGCCAUCAUCGCCCAGCUGCGCAGCGGCCAGCGCAUCAAGAAGCUUCUUUGCGGCGUCCUGGAGUCAGGGGACAGACGUCCCAUGGCCCUAAUCGACAUGCGAGUCGCCGGGGAGACAUUUGUGGAGGGCAAGGCGAGACAGCUGCUUGCUAUGCUGACAGUAGCUCAGGCAAGUGAGGAGACCAAGCCUUUGGAGUUGGGAAAGGAGGCCUGUAGCUGCGGUCUGGCUGCCAUGGCCAGCUUCCGCCAACGCCAGGAAGCUGCAGCUGGCGGCGGCCUGGCGAGUCCCAAGCCCUUCAAGACCAGGCUUUGGGUGGGCACGCCACAGUGGGUCCAUCAGCAUGCAGACUUCGACCUCAAGGGUGUCGAUGCCCGGCUGUCGGGUUCUUUUUUUCUGAAGAAGGGCCAGAGGUUUGAAUACUACAACUCACACACCCGUCGGGACGUACUGGGCGAGGAGCGGAUGAAGACCGAGGAAAUCUUGGCAGCCACGGAUUGCCAGCUCCUCUUGGCCAUGGCACACCUAAGCAAUGAGCGCGAAGAGGAGCUCAUGAGCCGUUUUCCAAAGGCUCAGCCAGUCAGCCACGUCGGAGUCCUUGUUCCCACGUUAAGGCAGUGUUUCCACUACUUCAAGGGCGACAAGGAUGCCAAGCUCUUUUGGGUGCUUGCAGAGGCAGAGAAAGAGGAUCCAGAACCUCUGGAAGGCGCCACCAUGAUCUUCUGUUCUUCUCCAGAGGCUGCUGAUUUGCUUCGCCUGAAGUUGGCAGAGGUGAAGGCGGACUACCUGCCACUCGCCCUCCACGAGGGAACUUCCCCGGAUGAGAAAGGUAGGAUUGCGCGAGAGUUUCGGGAGGGCACCUGCCAAAUCUUGCUUACUACUGACAUGGCCGCCAGGGGCUUAGAUUUUCCACGGGUCCGCCAUGUCAUUCUGUACGAUGCGCCCGUGGACGCAACAGCGUUUGUGCACAGCGCUGGCCGUACAGCGCGACGAGGGAGCUCAGGGCUCGUCACAUGCAUCAUUGAGAAGGGAGACGCAAUUCGCGAGCACGUGGACGGCAAGAUUUUCCAUGCACUGACCGACGGCCCUCAACUGACUUUUGCACAACGAGGGAAGACUGAGAUAAAGGCCGACGACAAGAACAAG
This is a messenger RNA of Symbiodinium pilosum, 1183 nucleotides long. The record is from the annotation of a GenBank genome assembly. NCBI's taxonomy places the organism in Eukaryota, Dinophyceae, Suessiales, Symbiodiniaceae.